AUGAAUAGAAAUGAAGAUACAAGAGGAUUUAUUCGAACUAAUUUCAAUCAACAAUUCAUCGUUUGGCCAACAAAGUAUGAUCCUCAAGCAUUACUUUUGCUUGUACUCGACCAAGCACUUGCCUAUGUCCGAAAACAAGAUCGAGUCGACGAAACAAAUCCAAACGUUUUGACAAUGUUUACCAAAACUUUGGCGAUUAUCGAUUGUAUAUCAACAUUGAUCCUCAUUCGUCCUGAAUAUUACGAUCGAUUUAAUGAUAUUCUAUUAAGAAUAGUCUAUCUUCUACCAGGCUUAUGUAAAAUGAAUGUCAUUCCAUCUCAUGUGUUAAUCGAAGCAUUUAAAACAAUGAAACAUGUUCAAAGUCUAACUAUUCUAUUUCUUGACUCGGACUUAUUUCCAUCAUUUGUCGAUAAAACUGCCAUCGUACCUAGCGAACUCGAUCCUUCCGCACGACUACCGGAACUUGAUAGUGCAUACUGGGGUCGAUUAGAAAUCUUGUGCAGUGAAAAUCAAUACGCCGAUGAAUGGAUCCCAGUUUUUCUUGCGUUACUUGAUGUAACAAGAGAAACUAUUCAUGUUUGUGAAACAACGGAACGUUUCCGUGCGAUUCUUUUCCAUAUACUUUUUUCUACCUUGUCCAAAUCAAUCAAAAUCAAACGAUGGUUGCCGAUUCGAGAGCAAUGUUUGAAAAUAAUCUGGAAAGUUAUCAUCCGAUGCUUAGCUUCAACAAUAAAACCAUCCAAUGAUAACGAAUCAAACAGAUCACCAAUCUUUAUUUUCGGUUGGUUACAACAUCCAUCUGUUAGUCAAGCAUUAAUUCAAUGUGCAAUGCCAUCUGACAAUGAUACUUCGUUGUCCGAUCCAACCAAUCGAGCAUCGUAUCAAUCCUGUUUACAAAAUGCGAUGUCAAUUAUUUCUUCAUUGAUUGAUUAUCAGGUCGAGAAUUUCAAUCACAAUUUACACUCAACAACUAAUCCAUUCGCAUCGAAGGUUCUAAUCAAAGUGUGCAUUGAUUUUCUACUUCAACAUAUCAACGACGUCAAAGCGCCAAUCUGCCUUCGAUGUUUGACAAGUUUAGCAAAAAUCACACCUGGACUUUCGAUCUUGUUAGAAACAAACAUUGAACGAUUUCGAACAUUUAUCAUACAGAACAUUAAAGAUCGAAAAUCUCCAGAUCUGACGAUGGCUAUUUUGGACUUUUUAAUCGUUUGUGUCAACUCUCAACCAGCAUUACUUGGAUAUCUAUGUGAUUUGAACACGUCCGCAACCGCUACGUUUGGUAAUUCAACAAUCUUACAGCCCAUUGUUGAAUUACUUCGAUGGAGUGCACAAAAUACUAGUGAGGUAGCUGCGACUGAUCUAUUUAUAUUAACUGUCACAUUCAUUACACAAUUCUGGGAACAACAUACUCAAUUACUUGUAGAUUACUUUGUUAAAAUAAAUGAUUUUUGGAAGAAUAUCUCUGCUCCGAUUACGAAUACAAGUGUAUCAAUAAAGUUAAUGGACACGGGAGACAAACGAGCUGUUUCCACAUCAUUUCGUUUACUAACUCAACAUCUAUUAAAUUACACAACAGAUCAAACAGGAAAUGAUUUUUACGACAUAUUGAAUCAAUUAAUUACCAAUAAUUGCCUUCUUCAUUGGAUAAAAGCUUGUCGAACAUUUUUUCAAUCAAACAUCGAAGACGAAGUGUUAAACGAACAAUCGUUAUCAUUUGCUUUCUUCUCUUCGAUCAUUUAUUUUACCAAAGCAUUACUUUGUUUGAACAAUGAUCGUAUUCGCAAGAUUCUUCCAGGUGGUGAAACAUGGCUCGAAGAAUUGGCAUCGAUUGUUCAACUCGUUCUCACUCGGAAUGAUUCGACAUGUAUGAAAAUCGCUGUGAUGUGUUUAAACUUAACAAUCAAUGCAAAUAUCAAAUGGAAAAAUGAGAAAGCUCAACCACCAUUAACUAUUCUACCGACUUAUAUUAAAUUGGCUACUUGUAUUCUCGCACCAGAAUAUGUUUCGAUCUAUGUGAAAUAUUGUUAUUUGGAUGCACUAGUUCUUUUAAUUCAGAUAUUUCUCGAGCAUACACCAGAUAUUGAUCAACAACAGGACGACUUAACCCGAUAUUCAACUGUGUUAAGUCAUCUACUAGAUUUCGUCGAUUAUUGCAAUGAUAUUAUCGAUGUACAUCCAUCGACCACACCUCAAUAUAAAUGUGCUGUCAAAGCACUUGUACAUACAUUUCAUCUCUUAUCGAUUUUUACAUCAAGAGAAGAAUCAAAGACCUUAUCUGUUAAUAUCAAACAGGAACGGACAGUCUCGAAUGUCAUCGAUCUAUUUCAUAAAGUUUCCCAAGAACGAGAUAAUUUUCGUGUUUGUUACACCAUCGUCAGUUUUCUAUAUGAUUUAACCAAAAAGGACGAUAGUGUUGAAUGGUUUCAUACAAUGAAUAUCAUUCCACGAACUCUACAUACAUUUCGGUUUAUAAUUCAACAACAAAUCAGUAGUGCAAACGAAGAUCCAACCUCUCAAACAAACUGGUCGAAAGUCAUUCGUCUAUAUCUUUUAUUGAAUAUCCGUUUGAUUCAUGAGGAAUCUGUUCAUGGAGAUAAUCGACAUUUUAACAAUGCGUCUGAUGUCUUUGCAGCAUGUAGUGAAUAUAUUGUUGAGAGUUUCCAUAAUGUAACAAGAGAGUUUUCAUUACCAUCAUUGGAUAACGCCGAUGUAUGCUGCCAAUUUUUUGCAUGUUUAACUCAAUUUUAUAACCAGUUAAUGAGUAAACAUCACAAAGAAGCGUCUAUUUGCAUUGCUGCAGUCAAUUAUCUUCUUCAUGAUUCGAUCAAUCUUCUCCUUCAUUCUGCUCUUGUACAUAACAUGUUAACAAAAAAAGUUCGUUGUGCAUAUCGAUCCGAAUUAGAAAAUCAAGAAAAUAUUGUUCCGGACUAUUCUCUCUCUCAAUCGACAAUUAUUGAUCAUUCUCAUUUGUCUCAACGUUCAUUGUUACGACCAAGCUCGGCACUCUUCAAUCAAUCAACAUCAUCUUCGCCUGCUAGUGUUCUUCCGGUAACACCCGGUGAGGGUACACCGAAACCACGUUUAGUUAAUGUUCGUCAACAAGUCGCAGCUGCCUCUGCCCAACCAGCAAGUUCUCAAACACCUGAAUUUGAACAAAUCCAAGUCGGAUUAUUGCGACUUCUAUGCACGUGCUGUUGGGCACUUCGUCCGUGUACAAUUCCAUUGAAUGAUUUGAACGAAUCGCUUCUCUAUAAACAAACCAUUGAUUAUGAUUCAUUCAAAUAUCUUGUCGAACCAUUAUUCAACACCCCAACAUUAGAACGACGAACAGCGCCGUCAUUUGGUACUUGGCUGACAGGUGCUCAAUAUAUUGUCACUCAAAUGGAGCGAUUCAGUCUAAUCAAAAGUAAUUCGCCACGACCAGCUCGCAUCAAGGAAAGCGACCUUGAACGAUUAGUACAACAUAGACCUUUUCUUGUGCUUGCACUUGAACAUCUACUCAGUUUAAUUCUUUCACAAGUACCAUUAUUCAUGCGAUCUACACUGUUAACCGAAACACAAAAAAACAUGAUGAAACAAACGUUAUCAUUAGAACUGGAUUACAUAUUUUCAAAUUUGAAUUUAACUGAACGGACAUCCAGUGCAAGUGGAGGCGGUAGUGAUCCGAAUUCUCAGCGAACAUCCGUCAAUGUUCCAACACCAGCGACCGUUGGUGGUCCAGGAAGUCACAAAUCACUUGUCAUGAGUGUUUCAAAUAUGUCUCAUCCAACUGGAUCUGUUACACGCGAAGCUUAUACACCAUUUUCUGUUGGCACAAAUGUCACCUGCUCUGGUGCAUCGGAGUAUAACAAUUCAACUUAUUUGAAAGAUGUGUGCACGUCGAUAUGGAAACUUUAUAAACGUAUCAUUCAGGUCGAUCCAGUUGUCUUUGUUAGUUAA
Adineta ricciae is the source of this 3939-nucleotide messenger RNA. NCBI's taxonomy places the organism in Eukaryota, Metazoa, Rotifera, Eurotatoria, Adinetida, Adinetidae. The record is from the annotation of a GenBank genome assembly.